AUGCUGAGCAGAGCGCUAUGUGUGGGGCUGGUAGCUACUGCUUGCUAUGCGGUCGGAAAGGCAAUUCCUGAGCCGUAUAUGGACGAGAUAUUUCACAUACCCCAGGCUCAAAGGUACUUUUUGGGAAAUUUCAAGGCCUGGGACCCCAAGAUCACCACCCCGCCGGGGCUUUACUAUGUCGGCUAUAUUGCCUCGCAAGCUGUGCAGAGUGCGUCGGUCCCUGUUUUACGGUCAGUUAAUGGAAUUGGUUUAUUUUUAGGCGCUCAUUUGGUUUCUAAUAUCUUAGAGCGGCGCGAUCUGUUUUAUUUGCUCAUGACUUUUCCAUUGCUCGCGUUCUAUGCUCCUCUGUACUACACAGAUGUCUGGGCCAGUAUGGUGGCUUUAAUUGGUAUCAGCUUCACCCUUCGGGGGCGGCACUUUUGUAGUGCAUUUGCUCUACUUUUUUCCUUGCUUUUCCGCCAAACGAAUGUUGUUUGGGCGAUGUUUGCCGGUGCCCUAGCCGUUUCGGGAGUUAGAAUGCCCAAACGUGCGAGCCAACGGGAUGAUCUGGUAUCUCAACUUUGGGAGUGUGUUGACAGCCUUCAGCAGCCCUCCAGGUAUCUCCCUUACUUUUGUGUUGGGCUGCUCUUCGCCGCGUUUGUCAAAGUAAACGGUGGAAUCACUCUUGGCGAUGCAGAUAACCACACGGUGAGCUUCAACCUACCGCAGUUGUUUUAUUUUGCUCUGUUUUUGGCGUUCUUCUCGGUUCCCCUGAUCCUGACCAACCCUUGGCCUCGUUCUUAUCUCAAGCGGCUGGGCUCAACGGUCGGACUAGUUUUCUCUGCCAUUGAGGCUGCACUGAUCGGCUUGACUGUGGAGAAAUGCACAAUUGUCCACCCCUUUGUGCUGGCGGAUAACCGCCACUACGUUUUUUAUUUAUGGCGAAGGAUCUUGCACCCACCCCAAGCUGCCUCGCUACAGUUCGCCAUUGUGCCGGUAUACCAGGCUUGUCUGGCGUGGUUGCGGUAUAACCUAUCUGCCCGUGUUGAGCAUAUUGCUUACUGGGGCGCAGCACUGCUGGCCUUGAUUCCGUCGCCGCUUCUUGAGCCGCGAUACUACGCCAUGCCUUACUUGGUCUGGCGGAUUGUUCUCGUUCCCAAACGGGUUAUGCUUUAUGAAGUCUUGUGGUACAUUACGAUCGACAUUAUAACUUGGACGGUGUUUUGCCGAAGUAGCACGCACUUUAUGUGGUAA
This is a messenger RNA of Wickerhamiella sorbophila, 1233 nucleotides long. RefSeq names its product Dol-P-Glc:Glc(2)Man(9)GlcNAc(2)-PP-Dol alpha-1,2-glucosyltransferase. Gene Ontology annotation, molecular function: dolichyl pyrophosphate Glc2Man9GlcNAc2 alpha-1,2-glucosyltransferase activity. The transcript has a single exon. Gene Ontology annotation, biological process: protein N-linked glycosylation; dolichol-linked oligosaccharide biosynthetic process. The coding region runs from base 1 to 1233 and encodes 410 amino acids. The record is from RefSeq and is a predicted model, not a curated record. Lineage: Eukaryota; Fungi; Ascomycota; Dipodascomycetes; Dipodascales; Trichomonascaceae. Gene Ontology annotation, cellular component: endoplasmic reticulum.